Messenger RNA from Rhincodon typus (whale shark), 1969 nucleotides. It is a transcript of the gene dync2i2, whose product is annotated as dynein 2 intermediate chain 2. The record is from RefSeq and is a predicted model, not a curated record. Bases 304 to 1809 code for a protein of 501 amino acids. The transcript is spliced from 8 exons. Gene Ontology annotation, biological process: intraciliary transport. NCBI's taxonomy places the organism in Eukaryota, Metazoa, Chordata, Chondrichthyes, Orectolobiformes, Rhincodontidae. Gene Ontology annotation, molecular function: dynein heavy chain binding; dynein light chain binding. Gene Ontology annotation, cellular component: ciliary plasm; cytoplasmic dynein complex.
CCGGCGUUGUCUCCCAUUGGCCGCGGCCGGGCGGCGCGAAGGCGGCCGUGACGUCAGGCGGCGCGGGUCGUCAUGGCGACGGGUCGUCCCGAUUGGGUACGCGUCCACUGUUGGAGUCCUGCUGUGUGUUCGAGUGUGAGGGGAGAAAGAGAAAGUUUUUACUGCGUGUGGGAGGUGAAUGAGUUUUAAACACUCCAACGUAUUCUUUAAUGUAUAAAUAAGCUACUCUUGGCUUCGUGAGGAGGAGGAAGAAGACAUUUUGGUGCUGGGGAUCCCCCAGCAACGCCUUAACGGAUCCGCGCUAUGUUCACGGACGAGGUCCGGGAGGCCGUGUCGAUUGAUUCGCGCUGGAGGAAGGUUCCCGAGCUGCGUGACGUAGUUUGUCAAACGGCGGUAGUUCGGCGCGCCGAGGCUUCGGUGCAAAUUCGACGCAGCGCGAGAAACGGCACGCAGACCGAUCCGGUCGAGUGCCGAGAGCUGCAGGCCUUCGAUGGGAGUGCGGAGCCGUCGAUCGAUUCCCCGCGUCUGGCCCGCUUUCUCCGGCAGGUGGAGCCCAUGGUGAGCAAGGAGUUAAUAAGGAACAUCAAGAGCCACGCCUUCGAUGGAUUUGAAGUCAACUGGAUAGACCACCCCAAUACUGUUUCAUGUUUACAUACUCUGCAUUAUCCAGAAGCACAGAAGCGAAAACUGCACGUUACUGGUGUGUCUUGGAAUGUGACAGGCUCUGUCAUUGCUUGUGCAUAUGGCAGGUUGGAGGAUGGUGAUUGGAGUACAGAGAAGUCCUAUGUGUGCUCCUGGAACCUAGAUCGGAGAGGGUUGAACCCAGGGAGACCAAAUACAGUGAUAGAUGUUUCUAGUGCUGUCAUGUGCCUGGCAUUCCACCCAGUAGAGCCUUCUUUGAUUGCUGGUGGUCUUUACAGUGGAGAAGUUUUAGUGUGGAACAACAGUAAAACGGAUGACCCUUUAAUUGCUAGAUCAGGAAUGUCUGAGGACACCCACCGUGAGCCUGUUUAUCAGGUGCACUGGAUCCAAAGUUUAAGCCGCAGUAACAGAAUUAAUGUUCUGAGUGCGAGCACUGAUGGCAAGAUUCUGAUCUGGCAAAUGGAUGGGAGAGGUCAGCUAGUACUGCAGGAUGGUUUCGCCCUGAUCGUUCAGCAGAUGCCGCGCAAUGUCAAACUUCACAAGGUUAGUGAAGACAGUUUGUUUGGUGUGACGUCUCUCUCUUUCUCUCGUCUGGAUAAAACUGUGUUCAUUGCUGGUGUGGAAGGCGGCUAUGUGUUGAAGUGCUCAACAGAAGUUCUGACUCAUGCAACAUUGAGCUCUGGCUCUGUUCCAUUGAAGGCCCCAGCUCAGUUCACCUUUUCUCCACACUGUGGUCCAGUUCAUGCUGUUGAUUGCUCACCAUUCCACAGGAACCUCUUCCUCACUGCUGGCACCGAUGGGCAUGUACAUCUUUAUUCCAUGCUGCAGGCUGAACCAAUUCUAUCUCUUCAGUUAUGUCAGAGUUACCUCUUCAGUGUUAACUGGUCCUUUGUUCGACCUCUUGUCUUUGCUGCAGCCACGGGAGAAGGAACUGUGUUGAUUUUUGACCUUGGGCACAGCUCUCUCCGUCCAGCAGUCUCUAUUGAGCAGAACACAGAAAGGAAACCAGUGUACUGUUUGGCAUUUAACCCCAAGCGACCUGAGCUACUUGCAGCUGGUAAUGCAGAAGGAAGUGUGAAAAUCUGGCAGUUGAGUGCUGAACUGACCAAAGGAGGAUCAAGGGAAAUUUCUCUACUUGAACAGUUUGCCAAUGAAGCAGCAGAUUGACCAGAGAUAGUUGGCUGGUGAAUUUCUAAAGAGUACUAGAGGAACUUUCUGCUUAAUCUUCUUGGUGUUUAGUUUUUAUAAAUAUAGCUUGAUUCAGUGUAUAUAAAAGUGCUGUAAAAGAUUGUGAAAUAAAGUUUAAUACUAGAAGGAAUGAGAAAUA